Molecule: messenger RNA, 3712 nt
Organism: Trichomycterus rosablanca
Lineage: Eukaryota; Metazoa; Chordata; Actinopteri; Siluriformes; Trichomycteridae
Gene: atp1a1b
Product: ATPase Na+/K+ transporting subunit alpha 1b
Exons: 23
Coding region: 91-3159 (1022 amino acids)
Biological process (GO): potassium ion import across plasma membrane; sodium ion export across plasma membrane; intracellular sodium ion homeostasis
Cellular component (GO): plasma membrane
Molecular function (GO): ATP binding; P-type sodium:potassium-exchanging transporter activity; ATP hydrolysis activity
Source: RefSeq, a predicted model, not a curated record
ACUUAUUCGGGUUGUUGAAAUACUAUAAGCUCAACUAGGCAGCUGUGAUACUUUACUGAAAGUAGGGAUUUAACUGGGUCACAAGCAAACAUGGGACGCGAAGGGGGGCAGGAGCAGAAUGAGUCUGCAGCAACAUCUGAGCAAAGUGGCAAGAAAAAGACCAAGAACAAGAAGGACAUGGAUGAACUAAAAAAAGAAGUUGAUUUGAAUGAUCACAAGCUAAGCCUAGAUGAGCUUCACCGUAAAUAUGGUACAGACAUGAGCAAGGGCCUUACAACUGCACGUGCACAAGAAAUCCUUGCCCGUGAUGGCCCUAAUGCUCUCACCCCUCCUCCUACUACACCGGAGUGGGUGAAGUUCUGUAAGCAGAUGUUUGGAGGCUUCUCCAUGCUACUGUGGACGGGUGCUGUCCUUUGCUUUUUCGCUUAUGGUAUUCAAGCCGCAAUCGACGAUGAGCCAGCUAAUGAUAACUUGUAUCUUGGAGUUGUGCUAUCUGCUGUUGUCAUCAUCACGGGUUGCUUCUCAUACUACCAAGAGGCCAAGAGCUCUAAAAUUAUGGACUCCUUCAAGAACCUGGUCCCGCAGCAAGCUCUGGUUAUCCGUGAUGGGGAGAAAAAGCAAAUUAAUGCUGAGGAUGUGGUGUUGGGGGAUCUGGUGGAGGUCAAGGGUGGUGACAGAAUACCUGCAGACGUGCGCAUCGUUUCUGCACAUGGCUGUAAGGUUGACAACUCCUCUCUCACUGGAGAGUCAGAACCUCAGACUCGUUCUCCAGAUUUUUCCAAUGAUAACCCUCUUGAGACCAGGAAUAUUGCUUUCUUCUCUACCAACUGUGUUGAAGGCACUGCCCGUGGUUUAGUCAUCAGCACUGGGGAUCGCACUGUGAUGGGCAGGAUCGCCACACUUGCCUCUGGUCUUGAGGUUGGACGCACUCCCAUCUCUCUUGAAAUUGAGCACUUCAUCGAAAUCAUAACAGGCGUGGCUGUCUUCCUUGGAGUCUCCUUCUUUGUCCUCUCCCUGGUACUGGGAUACAGCUGGCUUGAAGCAGUCAUCUUUCUCAUUGGAAUCAUUGUUGCAAAUGUGCCUGAAGGUCUUCUUGCUACUGUCACUGUGUGUCUCACACUGACAGCUAAACGCAUGGCCAAGAAAAACUGCUUGGUAAAGAACCUCGAGGCUGUGGAAACCCUGGGCUCUACGUCCACCAUUUGCUCGGACAAGACAGGAACCCUGACCCAGAACCGCAUGACUGUGGCCCACAUGUGGUUUGACAAUCAGAUCCAUGAAGCUGACACCACAGAAAACCAGAGUGGAGCCAGCUUUGACCGAAGCUCAGCCACCUGGACCAGCCUGGCACGCGUUGCUGGUCUUUGUAAUAGGGCUGUGUUCUUAGCGGAACAGACUGAUGUUCCUAUUCUAAAGAGAGAUGUUGCUGGAGAUGCUUCUGAGUCUGCUCUUCUAAAGUGUAUUGAACUUUGUUGUGGAUCUGUGAAAGAGAUGAGAGAUAAAUAUAAUAAAGUUGCAGAAAUUCCUUUUAACUCAACUAACAAAUACCAGCUCUCAGUGCACAAGAACCCAGAGUCUGAGUCACGAUCCAAGUACCUGCUUGUAAUGAAAGGUGCACCAGAAAGAAUUCUGGAUCGUUGCAGUAGCAUCAUGAUACAAGAGAAAGAGCAGCCUCUAGACGAUGACAUGAGAGAAGCCUUUCAGAACGCUUAUCUGGAGCUGGGAGGCCUUGGAGAAAGAGUACUGGGAUUUUGCCACCUUUUCUUACCUGAGGAGCAAUUCCCAGAGGGUUUCCAGUUUGAUACUGAUAUCGUCAAUUUCCCCACUGAGGAUCUGUGCUUUGUUGGUCUUAUGUCCAUGAUUGAUCCCCCUCGUGCUGCAGUACCAGAUGCUGUGGGCAAAUGCAGGAGUGCUGGGAUCAAGGUUAUUAUGGUCACUGGAGACCAUCCAAUUACUGCAAAGGCCAUUGCCAAAGGUGUCGGGAUUAUUUCUGAAGGCAAUGAGACUGUUGAAGACAUUGCUGCCCGUUUGAACAUUCCUGUCAAUGAGGUUGACCCAAGAGAUGCUAAAGCAUGUGUGGUCCAUGGUGGGGACCUUAAGGAUCUAAACCCAGAACAACUAGAUGACAUUCUAAAAUACCACACAGAAAUUGUGUUCGCAAGAACCUCACCUCAGCAAAAACUAAUCAUUGUGGAGGGCUGUCAGCGUCAGGGAGCCAUCGUGGCUGUUACAGGUGACGGUGUGAAUGAUUCCCCCGCGCUGAAGAAAGCCGACAUCGGGGUUGCUAUGGGCAUAGCUGGUUCUGAUGUGUCCAAACAGGCUGCUGACAUGAUCCUUCUUGAUGACAAUUUUGCAUCUAUUGUGACUGGUGUAGAGGAAGGUCGGCUGAUCUUCGACAAUCUGAAGAAGUCCAUUGCCUACACUCUGACUAGUAACAUACCUGAGAUCACACCCUUUCUGUUUUUUAUCAUUGCCAAUAUUCCUCUGCCACUUGGAACUGUCACCAUUCUGUGUAUUGACCUUGGAACAGACAUGGUUCCAGCUAUUUCCCUGGCUUAUGAAGCUGCUGAAAGUGACAUCAUGAAGAGGCAGCCCAGAAACCCCAAAACAGACAAACUAGUGAAUGAAAGGCUUAUCAGUAUUGCAUAUGGGCAAAUAGGUAUGAUACAGGCUCUAGCUGGCUUCUUCGCAUACUUUGUGAUCUUGGCUGAAAAUGGGUUCUUGCCAUCACGACUGCUUGGAAUCCGUGUGUUUUGGGAUAACAAACAUGUAAAUGAUCUUGAGGACAGUUAUGGUCAGCAGUGGACAUAUGAACAAAGAAAAAUUGUGGAGUUCACCUGCCACACUGCCUUCUUCGCCAGCAUUGUGAUUGUGCAGUGGUCUGACCUGAUCAUCUGCAAGACUAGAAGGAACUCUGUCUUUCAGCAAGGAAUGAAGAAUAAAAUCCUCAUAUUUGGACUGUUUGAGGAAACAGCUCUUGCAGCCUUCUUGUCCUAUUGCCCAGGGAUGGAUGUAGCUCUGAGAAUGUACCCACUUAAACUCAACUGGUGGUUCUGUGCUUUCCCCUAUUCUCUGCUCAUCUUUAUCUAUGAUGAAAUGAGAAAGCUCAUCCUCAGGCGUAAUCCUGGAGGUUGGGUGGAGCGUGAAACAUACUACUAGAGCAUCAACGCAAGUCGAGUUCUUUUGAUUAGUACACGCGUCUAAUUGCCCGAUUACGUCAUGCUUCCUCUCCACCAAUGCCGAUCCCUGCUCUGUUUAAGGAGAACGACGCCAACCCACGCCCCCUCCGACAAGUGGGCAGCAUGCCGUAUGCAUCUUAUCACCUACACUUUGACAAGUGCAGUGCAGCGCAGCUCAGCACUGUGUACGGAGAGACCCAUUUAUUUUCUUUUUGGCUAGAUUAUAACAAUAUUUGCUUUAGAUCAGGGUUUCUUAAUUCCAGUACUAGAGAUCUGUAGUCAUUGACUCAAAGUUUGUAAAUGACUCUGAUAAAGAAUGACUGACUAAACACAUCUGUGAAUUUUAAGGUUCAUUAAGUGUGUUAAAAUUGGACAACAAAAUGUACUGGUCUACAGCCCCUGGAUUGAAACUUGGCAAUUCCAAAGCAAAUACUGUCAUGCUCUUCCUGAAAAGUAGAAAGUGUUUUUACUGCUGUUGAUGGUCUGAGUAUUAGUGUCAAUAAAAAAAACAGACACUAGUUAUAAGGACAGUU